Messenger RNA from Fukomys damarensis (Damara mole-rat), 596 nucleotides. Its product is annotated as GSK3B-interacting protein-like. Gene Ontology annotation, biological process: regulation of canonical Wnt signaling pathway. The coding region runs from base 24 to 533 and encodes 169 amino acids. The transcript has a single exon. The record is from RefSeq and is a predicted model, not a curated record. Gene Ontology annotation, cellular component: cytoplasm. NCBI's taxonomy places the organism in Eukaryota, Metazoa, Chordata, Mammalia, Rodentia, Bathyergidae. Gene Ontology annotation, molecular function: kinase regulator activity; protein kinase A binding.
GAGACGCUUAAGAAAAAGCAGACAUGGGUUCCUGCGGCGAGGGUGAUGGUGAAGGCAGGGGCGGCCGCUGGCCGGCUCCGGAUGCCUCGGAGAGAAGAGGAGGAGGAGGAAGAGUGGAAACAGACUGUAACCCCAUGGAGCUGAGCAGUAUGUCAGGAUUUGAAGAAGGCUCAGAGCUCAAUGGUUUUGAAGGAAGUGGCGUGAAAGAUACGAGGCUAGAAGCAGAAGCCGUUGUAAAUGAUGUUCUCUCUGCCGUCAAGAACAUGUUUGUCUCAAAAAGCCUGUGCUGUGCAGACGACGUGGCCUAUAUCAACGUGGAGACCAAGGAAAGGAACAGAGACUGCCUGGAGCUCGCAGAAGCAGGACUGAGGAUGGUAGGGUACGCCUCUGACCAGGUAGAGGAUCAUCUGCAGAUGCCCUACCACGAAACCGUCUACUUGCUGUUGGACACACUCAGCCCUGCCCACCGGGAAGCGUUUGGAAAUGUGCUCCUGCAGAGACUGGAAGCUCUGAAGAGGGAUGGACAGUCAUGACUAAGCCUUUCCCUCAGAGGGAGCUGCUGGUACAGAACGGUCGACAUAAAACUUGAAACUCUC